AGUGGCUCCAGCUUCACUUCUCUCUGUGUUCAGCAUGUUAUCAGUUUAUUAGUAGAAGUUUACAAUGGCAGUGCAGCGCCGAGGCAACGUGAGAACCGCAGACACGAGUAACAUUGAGAAAAAAAUUAAAAGGGUGAUUGCACAGAGACAGGCUUCAUCAUACAGAGGAUACACUGCUGUCCUGCUGGCCCUCCUGGGCACCUGUGCACUACUGACCUGGCUCUGGUCAAUCUGGACUACUGACAUCACAGACACGAUGGUCUCCAGAGGGGAAAUACUCACACAGCCAAGAGUGUUCAAGGUCCAGUGCUCUGAAGAUUAUCGAAAAUACAAGCACUUCCCAGGCUGCACCCCUACCAGUUGUGGCCGAGCGGUUUCAGACAGCAUAGUAACCGCAGAUGAGGCGCAGAUACUGAAGAGGAUAGCGGAAAGAGGCCUGGAGCUCGGUGGUUCAGAUGGAGGCGCAUCCAUUCUGGAUCUGCACUCUGGAGCUUUGUCAAUGGGGAAGAAGUUUGUGAAUAUCUACAGAUAUUUUAACAAUCAAAUAAGAGACAUCUUCACUGAAGAGGAUUUUGACCUCUACAGGGCUGUGCGUGGCCGCAUUCAGAGGGUAGUUGCUGAAACAUUUGGGUUGGACUCCAGUAAGCUGUACCUCACCAAGCCCACUUUCUUCUCUCGCAUCAACAGCACUAGUGCCAAGACUACUCAUGAUGAGUACUGGCAUCCACAUAUUGACAAGGUGACCUAUGGGUCCUUUGACUACACUUCAUUACUGUACCUGACAGAUUACGGUGUGGAUUUUGGAGGGGGGCGAUUCAUCUUUAUGGACCCAAACAGCAACCGAACAGUGGAGCCCCGUGCAGGACGAGUGUCUUUCUUUUCUUCAGGCUCCGAGAACCUCCACCGUGUGGAGAAGGUGGCAUGGGGCACACGUUACGCCAUCACUGUGUCCUUCACAUGUGACCCCGAUUAUGCUAUAGCUGAUCCCAGCUUACCAUAGGGUCCUUCUGAGAUAAUGGCUGGAGCCCUGGGACAAAAACAGAACAUGACGUGAGAAGAUACUGAAGUAUUCAACUGAAGCUUGAACUUUCACAUUCCUUUUUUUUGUUUUCUUUGAGAGAGAUUUAACAGACAUUAAGAACUUGGAAGAACAACGAUAACUGCAUGAAUUACAAUUGCUGUCUAUUUUAACAAAAAGAAAAUUUCACUCUUUCAAAAUCUUAUUUCUUGUGGACUUUUGUUCUGCUCUUGUAUUUCUGCCUUUGAUUUUCUCUGCUUGUCUAAUUUCCUUGUAAGUAGCACCUUCUUAGCUUUUAUCCUUUUGUCACAGUUGGAUUGGUUAUCACAGAUUGGACAAACAGCACAAGUGGAAAUUCUCAGCAUUUGGUGUGAAUGAAAUUGUUGAAAGUUCAGAUUGCUUGUGGCUUAUUGAGAGAGCUUUUCAAAAGCGUUUGCUUUCAAUACCUUUUCAGGACUGUACCGUGUCUAAAUAGAGUGAAACCGUUUGAACAAUGGCACCGCAGCGCGUUUUACUACUACUGAGAAAGUUGUCGUCUGAACAAGUGUCUAUCAGUAGUACUGGCUGUCCGUCAAUCAUAGUCCCUACGAGAGAGGUUUAAACAAGCUGCUGUGCUGCAGAAGUUUAUUAAUGCAAAAUAUUCCGAUCAGACCUUUUACUGUCAUGACAUGCACAGAAAUGCAUCAAUUUGCCCACUCCCUGGAAAGUACAUCUUGAUCUUGAAUUAAUUCUGCCAGUUCAAAUCAUGACUAAAUGAUCUUGGGAAUAAAUGGCAUUUAUUGAUCUCA
Messenger RNA from Neoarius graeffei (lesser salmon catfish), 1806 nucleotides. It is a transcript of the gene ogfod3, whose product is annotated as urotensin-2 receptor 2. Gene Ontology annotation, molecular function: iron ion binding; oxidoreductase activity, acting on paired donors, with incorporation or reduction of molecular oxygen; L-ascorbic acid binding. NCBI's taxonomy places the organism in Eukaryota, Metazoa, Chordata, Actinopteri, Siluriformes, Ariidae. The coding region runs from base 65 to 1000 and encodes 311 amino acids. Gene Ontology annotation, cellular component: membrane. The record is from RefSeq and is a predicted model, not a curated record. The transcript is spliced from 9 exons.